Callorhinchus milii (elephant shark) is the source of this 2630-nucleotide messenger RNA. Its product is annotated as caveolin-1. Lineage: Eukaryota; Metazoa; Chordata; Chondrichthyes; Chimaeriformes; Callorhinchidae. The transcript is spliced from 3 exons. The record is from RefSeq and is a predicted model, not a curated record. Gene Ontology annotation, biological process: caveola assembly; negative regulation of endothelial cell proliferation; negative regulation of protein tyrosine kinase activity. Gene Ontology annotation, cellular component: cytoplasmic vesicle; caveola; perinuclear region of cytoplasm. The coding region runs from base 250 to 780 and encodes 176 amino acids. Gene Ontology annotation, molecular function: protein kinase binding; transmembrane transporter binding; molecular adaptor activity.
GGAGUAUUUGUGUACCAUAGUGAUUUCCCAUCACAGUCGGAGUCAAUUGCACCAAUAUCCCUCGCAGUGCUCACAACGAGUUCCCUUGAACUGGAUUGCAGCCAACAAACCCCAGCCAUCACCACCUACUUUGGAGUUAUCUUCCUUCUCGCUACGUGCUUACACCCCCCCCACCCCCCCCAAACACACACACACACACAAAUAGAGGCUCCCAACCCAUUGCUGAAACCCUGGGGCUGGAGGGGAAGUAUGUCCAGUGGUAAAAACGGAGAAUCUCAGGGACUUCUGUAUCCGUCGCCGAUCAGAGCUCAGGGGAACAUCUACAAACCCAACAAUAAAAUGGAAGAUGAGAAGAUGAACGAGAAAUACUUGGCCGACGUUCACACCAAAGAGAUCGAUCUGGUCAACAGGGACCCCAAGCACCUGAACGACGACGUGGUCAAGGUGGAUUUUGAGGAUGUGAUUGCGGAACCAGAGGGAACGUACAGCUUUGAUGGCGUUUGGAAAGCUAGCUUUACUACCUUCACAGUGUCUAAAUACUGGUGCUACCGUCUUCUCUCAGCGAUCUUAGGGAUACCUCUAGCAAUUAUUUGGGGAAUUUACUUUGCCAUUUUAACAUUCAUCCACAUUUGGGCAGUGAUGCCCUGCAUCAAGAGCUACAUGAUUGAAAUCCAGUUCAUCAGCAGAGUCUACUCUAUCUGCAUUCACACCUUCUUUGACCCGCUCUUCGAAGCCAUGGGGAAAAUGUGCAGCAGCAUUCGAGUCGCAGUGCACAAAUAGGGAGAAGGGCAAAAUCCCGAUGGAGGUUGUCUGUCGUUUUUUUAUAAUCAGCCAGAGCUUCCCACUGAAUGGAAGUCCGGGUUCUUUUUGCAGAAACAUGUUGGCAUUUUAUAUAGUAGCACUGGUAUAUAUAUAUAUAAAUAUUAAAAAAAUGAUUUGUUGCAUGCUCUGCUACACAAUCCCAAGUGCUUCCCUUGAUUCCCCCCCCACCACUCACCCACCCCUGAGUGUUCUGUUAUUCUUUUAUAGUCUUCUGCUUUUUGAACUGAUAUGAAAUCAAGUACAUUCCAUCAUUGUAUGGUUCUUUCUGUUAGCAGCGGGGAAAAAAAAUGAAUUGGUGCCUUUCCUUGGCGUGUAUUGUGUGGCCCGCUCCUCGUUUUCACAGUGUUAACGAGGAUGGUGAGUAAAAGGGAUUAAACACAGAGCAUAGGAUCGUAGUGAUUUACAGCACAGAAGGAGGCCAUUUGGCCCAGCGAGUCUGCCCUGGUUCUUAGAACAAGCUGGAUUUUCAAUCCCACUGCCCUAUCCCCAUACCCCUUAAAGCCUCCAACCUGCAUAUACAAGCAUAGGAUUUUUUUUACUCUAGUAAAGGUGAACAUUUGCAGUGAGAUGAGAGCUAGUGUUAGAAUGGAGAUUAACGUUGAAUUGGCUAUGGAAACAGUAUGCAGAAAGAACUCUCAGUUUCCUAAGUAUCUCACUUCAUCUUACCCCUUUUCAAUUUGACAUUAAACAUUACAAUUAAUAGAUGGAGAACACAUACCUGUGUGGGACAAGAAAAGGGGAAAAGCGGUAAAAAUUUCUUGUCAGAAAGGCCUUCUAUCUGAAAGCUAAAUAUCUCAGCACUAAUUUCACUCUGCACGGAUACAAUGCCAAUAGGGUUGCCCCUCCUUCCUCUCCAGCGCUCACUAUAUUGUUUGUUUUUAUUGAAAUCUGCCUUUAGUAAGCAGUUCAGCAGUUUUUGUCCUCUGUGCUGUCAUUUUCACACACUCUAAUCUGCUCCAGAAGGUUGACAGGCAAGCAAUGACAACACAAAACAUUGGUUUCAUUAUUCUAACUGCAGUUUAAAAAAAUAAAUGUUUUUAAACCUCACCCCUGGCAAUUGUGCUGUGCAAUUUUUACUGCACCCACCUGAGACCCCCAUUUCAUUUUUUUUAAAAAAACAGCAUUGUAUUACAGAUAUGUAGCCUAAAGGGUUAAUGCAGGUCCAGAAUUUUCUAACUUGGACGAUUAUACAGCAGUGGCUUGAAGCCAGAAAUGGAAGUACAAAAACGAAAAGUACUAGAAACUGGAUAGGUUUGUGAUGAGCAGAGACAUCCGUGCCCCAGCCUCUGUUUUCGUUUUACUUUUGAAACUUCUUUUGCAUCCUCACAGAGUUUUGUUAUAUACCAAGUACAUUAGCUACUGUUGCCAACUAGAAGAUGCACAUUUAAGAAGUUAAAGGGGUCGCUGCAAGUUGCUCCUUUACAGAGACACCUGUUGGAAAAAUUCUGUAUGAGGGGAGGGGGGGAGGGCAUCUUUGUACAUAGUUUUAAAAGAUGCAAUUUAAAGUCAUCCACAGAAUAACUGAUUUUAUAGCCAUAGUUUUGUUUCAGCAGAAGCUAUUUUAUAUAAAGCAGUUGUAUUGCAUUAUUUUGCAACUGUCUAUUAAAAAAAAACUGGGUAAGCUGCCUAUUUUUGUACUGUCACUUUAAAUUGUUUAAUUUCAAAUUGUUUGAUGUUUUCCUGGAAAAUCCCCUUCCCACCCCUGGUGAUGUUUGAGCUUGCUUAUGCUACAGAAGUACUUAAAAUGUGUUUAGCAUGUAAGAGCUGAGAUGAUCAGAAAUGAAAUAAAGGACACAAGGUUGACCUAA